Molecule: messenger RNA, 942 nt
Organism: Cercocebus atys (sooty mangabey)
Lineage: Eukaryota; Metazoa; Chordata; Mammalia; Primates; Cercopithecidae
Product: fibronectin type III domain-containing protein 8-like
Exons: 4
Coding region: 1-846 (281 amino acids)
Cellular component (GO): nucleus
Molecular function (GO): protein binding
Source: RefSeq, a predicted model, not a curated record
AUGAGGCUGUUCCAAGCUGUUUGCAAGUGGCUGGACAUGCUGGUAAGUCAGGCCCAAGGCCUGUCCUCAGGAGCCCUCAGGAAGCCGAUGCCAGUGGAUGAUUCAGAUUGCAGCUCUGAUGAUACCAGCAUCUCUGCCUUCUCAUCCACCUUGCUGAACCCCAUCAAAUUAGCUGUGACCCAGCCCAACAGCAGCUUCUUUGCAGGGAUGCUGGAGGGGGAGCUGAACAAACUCAGCUUCUCCCCGAUGGCCAAGAAUACAGAAAAGGAGGACCUGGCCCUCGGCCCCUGCCCAUGCCCAUCUAAGUGCCAAAUGGCCACGAGGGGCCUGCUGGACCUUGACAACCCUGAGCUGGAGACAGAAACCUCCUCAACGCACUCGGAAUCUUCUGUGGUUGUGGACCUGCCGGACACCCCCUUCAUCUUCGAGCACACUGUCAGCAAUUCCACAGCUGUGAUUUCCUGGACCUACGCCUUGGGCAAGCAGCCGGUCAGUUUCUACCAGGUCCUGUUGCAGGAGGCGGCCGAGACACAGGAGAAUGAGUUGCCCAAGGCAAAGAAUCGUCCAUGGAUCUUCAACAAGAUCUUGGGCACCACUGUCAAGCUGAUGGAGCUGAAGCCUAACACAUGUUACUGCCUCACUGUCCGUGCAGCCAACACAGCUGGGGUGGGGAAGUGGUGCAAGCCCUACAAAUUUGCAACCCUGGCCACUGACUUCAGCAGCUUUCCUGAGAACAACCCCAUCCAGAUCACCGUGCGGCGCAAGGAACCCCAGCGAAAGAUCGUGUCCAUCGGGCUGGAGGAGAUGCGGAGGCUGGAGGAUCUGGAAUACCUAUUUCCCUAUUAACAGGGAGGGCCCCAGGACACCCCUCACCAACUUUCAGCUUUGGCCCCGGGCCCUUAGGAACCAGAACUGUAAGACUUACCGUACCACCAGCACCAU